Cherax quadricarinatus is the source of this 925-nucleotide messenger RNA. The record is from RefSeq and is a predicted model, not a curated record. NCBI's taxonomy places the organism in Eukaryota, Metazoa, Arthropoda, Malacostraca, Decapoda, Parastacidae.
AUGUUGCAGGAGGAGAAGAGUAAGGUUGAGAAAGUGUCACAGAAGAGGAUUGCAUCUGCUAUCUACCCCACUGCCAGCCUCAUGAAUCAUUCUUGUAAACCUAAUAUUAUCAACAGUUUUUAUAAGGAUUUGCUAGUAAUACGGACGAUUGAAGAUGUCAACUCUGAUGGCCAGAUUUACAACUGCUAUGGUCCACACUACUGCCGUCAGGUACGUCAGGAGAGACAAGAUUCUUUAAACCGACAAUAUUUUUUUAUGUGCAAGUGUGAACCAUGCACCCAGCCUGAAUACUUGCAGAAGGAGGCAAGCUGGAGUGGGUUUCAUUGUGAGAACUGUGGAGGUGUGUUAUCAUGGAUGGGGGAAAAUGAACCAGCAGGGUCUGAUUUUGCAGAGAGUACAGGUGUUUUUCUUUGUCUUCAGUGUCAUAAACUACAGAGGCCAUCAGGACACUUAGUACAAGUGUGCACUAAGGUCAACUCUUUAUUUGAAGCUGGUGAAGAGACUUUACUGAAAGGUGAUGUAUCAAGUGCUGUGAGCUUUCUAAAGAAAGCUGUCUCAAUAGGAUCUGAGGUUUACCUGCCAGAAAAUCAGUACUUUAUUUCUGUGCGGGACACACUUGCACGUGCUUUCAGUGAAUUAGGUGACUUUAAGAGCUGCUGCUUGGAAUUGCGAGAAUGUCUCAAAGUGGUAGAAUUACGUUAUGGUUCAGAGAGCAUUGAGUUAGCACACGAGUUAUUGAAGUUCUCAGAUGUGUUAACACUAGCUUCUACCACUGAUGCAAAACUUCAAGGUGAAAUUCAAGAUGUGAGGAGAAGAAUAGAUGAAAUUUUCACUUUAAAUUAUGGACCACAUUGGAAGAUAUAUCUUCAUGUAUAAAGAUUUUCAGUAAAAUGCUAUGUUAUUUAUCCUACUCUUUUAACUUUUA